Messenger RNA from Magnolia sinica, 1690 nucleotides. RefSeq names its product cysteine-rich receptor-like protein kinase 2. Gene Ontology annotation, molecular function: ATP binding; protein kinase activity. The transcript has 5 exons. The record is from RefSeq and is a predicted model, not a curated record. Gene Ontology annotation, biological process: protein phosphorylation. NCBI's taxonomy places the organism in Eukaryota, Viridiplantae, Streptophyta, Magnoliopsida, Magnoliales, Magnoliaceae. Bases 232 to 1689 code for a protein of 485 amino acids.
CAAUCCAGGCAAAACGGCCUGGAAGCUUCAUACAGGAUAGUGUCCUUCUUCGAAUGAUCUGUUAUAUUAACUUUCAUUUUGGAUCGGAAUCGAUUUUCGUUCUCUCACUCUCUUUUCGGCAGAUUCUGUUUUGAAGUUUUGGAAUUCCACAUCAUUUCAGUUCUUCGUCCCUUGUUUGGAUUUUUCACUUUCCCAGACAACCAAUUCAAAUAGGAAUCGGAUUUCCCUACAAUGCGAAUGAAAAUCUCCCAUUUCUUAUACUUGUCAUUCUCUUUCAUAAUUUUCUUCUUCGGCCAUCUCACCACAUCCGACCCUCAAGCCAAUCUUCUAAACAAGGGCUACAGCCAAUACAACGUUACGAGCCCCUCUGCCUUCAUCUCCAACCUCAAUUCCACACUCGCCGAACUCCGGUCCCAGCUCAACUCCAACCGAUUCGCGAUAGCUCAGCGUCCCGUUUACGCGCUCUUCCAAUGCCGGGCGUAUCUCUCCACUACGGACUGCAUCGCUUGUUUCGACAAGGCCCAGUCGCAGAUCCAGACCUGCUUGGCCGCCAACGGGGCCCGCGUUAUCUACGACGGAUGCUUCCUGAGAUAUGAGAGCAACGGAUUCUUCGACCAGACGACGCUGCCAGGGAACGUUGGGCUGUGUGGGAACAAGACCACGGCGUCGGGAAGUAGCGGUUUCGUAGAGGCUAUUGACGGGCUGUUGACGGAUCUUAGUACGGCAGCGCCGAGGAUGGAGGGGUAUUUUACGGCGGCGAGGAGGGGAGGGGCAGGGGCUCCUAUCGUGUACGGGGUGGCGCAGUGCGCACUGACGGUGAGUGAGGGAGGGUGUGAGCAAUGCUUGAAGGUGGCGUAUGGGAAUGUCGAAGGAUGUCCGCCGGAUGCGGAUGGGAGGGCUGUGGAUGCUGGGUGCUUCUUAAGGUAUUCCGACACGGCGUUUUUUAGCGACGACCAGGUGACGGAUCUCACGCCUUUCUUGAGGACUGGAGGAGGUUCAAGCAAGAAGAAGAAAGCGAUCAUAGGAGGUGUUGUUGGAGGAGGUGCAUUUGUUCUGUUACUUCUAUUAUUCAUAUUUCUUCGACGAUCAAAGCCUAAGAAGCCACAGAAAGGAGACAUAUUAGGGGUGACGGAGCUGCAAGGCCCAGUGAAUUAUCACUACAACGAUCUUAAAUCUGCCACGAAGAAUUUCAGUGAAGAAAAUAAACUAGGAGAAGGAGGGUUCGGCGAUGUGUACAAAGGUGUUCUAAAAAAUGGGAAGAUAGUAGCUGUCAAGAAACUUAUGAUAGGACAGUCCAGGAGAGCAAGGGCAGACUUUGAAAGUGAGGUCAAGCUCAUAAGCAAUGUUCAUCACCGGAAUCUUGUCCGUUUGCUUGGGUGUUGCAGUAAAGGCUCAGAACUGCUGCUUGUUUACGAGUACAUGGCAAAUAGCAGCCUCGACAAGUUCUUAUUUGGCAACGGACGUGGGUCCCUCAACUGGAAACAGCGAUUCGAUAUAAUCGUUGGUGUCGCUCGGGGCCUUGCAUAUCUGCACAAGGAAUUCCAUGUCUGUAUCAUACACCGAGAUAUAAAACCCAGCAAUAUACUGCUUGACGACAAUUUCCAACCCAGAAUUGUGGAUUUUGAGUUGGCAAGACUACUUCCAGAAGACCGGAGCCAUCGUAGAACUAAAUUUGCAGGAACAUUGUGAG